Odontomachus brunneus is the source of this 5857-nucleotide messenger RNA. It is a transcript of the gene Inx7, whose product is annotated as innexin inx7. Gene Ontology annotation, biological process: phototransduction. Bases 533 to 1765 code for a protein of 410 amino acids. Lineage: Eukaryota; Metazoa; Arthropoda; Insecta; Hymenoptera; Formicidae. Gene Ontology annotation, molecular function: gap junction channel activity. Gene Ontology annotation, cellular component: gap junction; plasma membrane. The record is from RefSeq and is a predicted model, not a curated record. The transcript has 7 exons.
UGUCGUAAGAAGUCAUAAAAGUUGCGUCAUAGGUCAACGAUCAUCUAUAGUUUCUGAGAUGGAACGAUUUAAAAUAGUGAAUCAGUGCGUUACGAUACCGAUUACUCGUAUCGCAAGAGGAGUACGUUUCACGAGAACUAAUUCCACGGUUCUUAUCUGACUGUUAUCGGAGUAUAUGAAAGGUCUUGACAAUAAUAAGUGUCUUUUUCGAUGAUAUGCUGUUUUGUACGAUGUGCGAUGCGAGUAGCGCGCUCGUCGUUUGCGAUAACGAGCCCGAGAUUCACUGCCGCCACGUUUUCAGUAUAUACUUGAUCAGUACUCAGUCUAGAGCGUCCACAAGUUCCAACUUGUCGUUUGUCGGGAGCCGGGAGAAGGAAGUUCGCGAAGUUCGCCGAAUGUGCGAACAGCAAGAGUGGCGUUCACCAACGACGCGGCUCGUUAAAACGUGACUCACGAGCUCGCGAGUUGUCGCGGACGGAUUAAUUAAAGAGAGUAAUCUCACUUCCGGCAGAGUCGCGAAAAGCUAACCGGCAUGACGGCGCCCGCUACCGUUUUCGCUGCCUUCUCGGUCCUCAAGGACCACGUUAAAUUCAAAGUCAAUCAGGAAUGGGUGGCUAUUGACAAUCUCGUUUUCAGACUACACUAUAGAGUUACGUUCUUAUUACUCCUCGUCGCAUCGAUUUUGGUAUGUUCCAGGCAAUUUAUCGGGGAGCACAUCAGGUGUAUCGCCGAUACUGGUGUACCAAUCAAAGUUAUCGAGACCUUUUGCUUUUUCACGUCCACCUAUACUGUGGUGAAGCACCUGAACGGUACCGCGGUGCAACAAGGUGAAUUGGCGCAUCCUGGCGUUGGACCGGUCGGCAAGGACGAUCCUGUCAUACACCACGCUUACUACCAAUGGGUGCAGUUCGUCCUGUUCUUCCAAGCGCUCCUCUUCUACAUGCCGCACUACUUCUGGCGAAGAAUGGAAGGCGGCCGCUUAAAAAUGCUGGUGUCAGGCCUGCAUAUGGCAUCCAUAGCAUUGAACGAGACGGAGAUUCAGGUAUCGGACAAUGUCAAAGUGCCUUCGAAGAAUCAACGCGACGAGAAGAUACAGCAGAUCCGUAUCGGCUUCCUGAACCGCCUGCACCUGAAUCGACCGUGGGCAUAUGGUCUGACUUUUUGCGAGGUCAUGAAUUUCGCGAACGUGAUCAUGCAAAUUUACUUGACCGACUGGUUCCUCGGCGGUGCUUUCCUCGGACUCGGUCAGUCAGUCGCCGAGCCGGUACUUAAGGAUGAGACGGAUCCGCUCGAUAUCGUGUUCCCGAAGGUAACCAAGUGUAUCUUCCACAAGUUCGGCCCUUCUGGCAGCAUACAAAAGCAUGACGCGCUUUGCGUGAUGGCACUGAACAUCGUUAACGAGAAGAUCUACACGGUCCUCUGGUUCUGGUUUGUCGUGCUAGCAGUGAUAACCGGUUUGGGUUUGGUUUGGAGAGUGCUGACCAUGAUCCUUCACGCGAGGAGCACGUCAUUCAACAAAUUCGUAUUUUCCAUGGCCUGUCCUGGGAAAUUCAAUCCGUGGAAUGUGCUCAGGGUCACGCACGAGUAUUAUUUCGGCGACUGGUUGUUUCUCUUUUACAUCGCCAAGAAUCUGGACAAUUACGUGUUCAAAGAGUUGCUACAACAAUUGGCGGAGGACCUUGAUAACCGGCAACAGCUACAAAAUCCUGCCCGUUAUAAAAUCCUGCCUUUGGACGUGGAACAGGAGCUGUUGAAGCAGCGCUGAGAGACACAAAACGACGAAUCUCGUGAAGAACGUCGUGCGUAAUUGAAUCCGAUCCCGAUUUAUCGGACAUCUCGACAGCUAUUUGAUCUAUAUGAUCGAACAUCUCAGGAGCUUUAAUGUCUUUCACCCUUAAAGUUAUCGCGAUCUUGGUUAUUUGAAUUUCAAUUAAGCUUUGAAACAGUUCAUGGAAAUUAACGUGGCAGUCAACGUGUAAAAUAAUUUUUUCUUGAAUUCUACUUGGACUAACAAGACAUUUAGUAUACACUCGGUUACUAGUCGGUUUACAAACAUUCUUUUUUUUCUGUUUAAAAUUGCAACGCUUCAGGUUAUCAUUAAAAGAUAAAGUCUGUUCUUUUUCUGAACUGCCUGAACUGGUGUAAUAAGUUAGAGUGACACUAAAUAUAUUUGUCUCAUUCUAAUUUAUUGCAUCAGUGUCGAUUAUAGUGCCGUAAGUGUGUAUCAGUUCAGACAGUUCGGUUAACAAGAAGAGACCUUUUUCUAACGCGUUGCGCAAGAAUCGAUUGUGACAGGUGCCGAAGUGAUAAUACAUGAGAUAUGUAAUCCGUCACAAACGUAACAGAAGAUUCAGAAAAAACGUAAAUAUCUUUAUUAUAUUUUUAUCUAUCAGAGAUAAAAGUAUAAUAAAGAAUCAGUACUUAUAUCGUCUAUAAGUGGCAACUGCUGACGUAACCGAUUACCAGCGACGAUAGCAGUGUCUCGAUUGUGAUUACUAACUUUUAGAACUUUGAGUAGCGAAGUUAACUCAAUGUCGUUCCAAGAUGGUGUAACAUACUCUGUAGAAGGAGCCUAAUCGUUCAGAAAAUCGGAGUAGCUGUAUUCGGAGUUAUUUCUAUGAACUCUGCUUCCAAGGUGGGUUGGAAUAAAUUUCAAUGUGUAACAGCGCGAAUUUAUGAAAAGUGUAUACUACUAUAAAUAUACAUUAUUCUAACCAACAUCAAGUAAUUUUUUAUAGCAACUUUUUUAUAGUAAUUUUUUAUUUAAGCAACUUAUUUUACAGAAAAUUGUGGCUUAUAUUCACUAAUUAAAUAAAGAUUUAACCUUGUUUAUUUUUCAAUAAUGAAAAACAAUUUGGUAUUAUAUGAAAAUGUUCUUUAAACUGCCGUGUCCAAAGAUUUGAACACUACAUUGUCCACGUGAUUUUCAAUUCGAACAAUUUAUCUUUUUUACUGGUAAUCGGAAAAAUCAUACAAGUAUUAUUAUAGAUAAGAAUUCAUACAUUUCGUUCACAUUUUCUUGUCACGAAAUAAACAUUGCCACGUACUGUGUGCAGAAAACAUAGACCUGCUCUUUUUCGCUGAACUAGUAUAUUCUAAAAAAAUCAGAUAUAUAGUUGAGAUUUGUUUGAAGAAAAAGAAGAACUAAUGUCAGCUAAUGCAGAAAGAGCGCGGUGAAAAAGAACAGAUUAGUAAGUUGGAAAAAUCGAUUAUUUCUAUUAUUUUCUAACAAGUUAACAGAAUUAAGCAAGCAAGAUUUUUAAACAUAUGUCAAAGAUGGCUUUAAAAUUCCUGCUUGCUUGACUCUGAAAUCUAUUGAAGAACAGUAGAAAUAAUCGAUUUUGCCAGUAGUCAACUAGCCCCGAUCUCCCCUAUUUUUUCCUGUUCAAGAUCUCCUGGAGCUGAUAGCUCACUCUGGCCUGCUCUGUCUCCCACCCGUUUCGAGUUUUAUAAGGUUGACUGAGUAGAGUUUUGGAACGCAGCCCGGGAGGGCUGCAACUUCACUCGAAAAAAUGUGUGUAAACCGUUUGGUGGCCGAGUGUAGACGCCGUAUGUGUGGCUUCGCGUUGCGCAUUACCACGUUAGAAGUAAGUUAGCGCGCAGUUACGACACCGGCCGAAAUGCCGAUCGGCAAUACGCGAGCGUGUUUGAGCGCGAUUUAUCGCGAUUGUAAUAUAAUGCGUCUCGCGUGCAACCGCGGGCUUGCGCGCAUUCGCGCGGCCAUGUGCGCGCUAUGCAUGACAUAACUGCAUAACCGUCGCGCCCGAUCGUCUUUUAACUACCUCGUACGGAGGACUCGCGUGCACAUGUGACGCAUGUUACCAUUACGUUGCAUGGGCGCAUACGGUCGUCAAUACCGAGAGAAUGAGAGAGAGAGACAGAGAGAGAGAGAGAGAGAGAGAGAGAGAGAGAGAGAGAGCACGUGUGCGUGCGGAUAGUGUACACAUAAACACGCUCGUACGUUGCACCGAGCCGAUAAACGAUUCGACAAUCGUUCAGAUCGUUAAGUCGUUAGAACCGAUUGAAAUUGUGCCGUGGCCUACUAUCGACCAGUCACAGUCGAUGGCAAUUUAAUUCAACUCCGCGACGGUCUUACACGUCUCGACAGAGAGUUACUCAUCGACGUUACCGUUACCGUUGUUACUGUUCGGUUCUAUGUAUACGUUUUUCACGCGAGGCGUUCAAAGACACCGACUGGUUGUUAACGAAGGCGUUUUUAUCUCACUUUGUUGUUAAGUAAGAUGACCAGACGUUCCGUUUUCCUUCGAGGCAGUCCCAGUUUAUUGCACUUUAUUACACGGAUGCUGUCCGGGACGCUGGUUUGUUCCGGAUUCAGCCAUUGUUCCGGCUUAUACUGGUCUAAAGAGUUUUUUUAAUUGCUCUGAUAAAAAUAAAUCUCAAGAAAAUUCAUAGUAGCUUUGCUUUUUUUCUUAAUUUUAAGUAAGAAUAACAAAAAUGUUAUCUUAGCGAUAACUUUUAUUUUUACUGUGUGCAGCAGGCCUUCAUUGUUGUUAAAUUAUUUUUCUAUAUCUAUAAAAUACUGUUAAUAAAUAAAUAAAUAAAUAUAUAUAUAUAUAUAUAUAAUCUUCAGUGAUCUCUUUUAUCAUCUGCUACACAGAUUUAUGAAGUGUCCUGGCUUUUAGGAUGAAAAUCUGGUCACCUUAUGUUAAGGCUUUUGGGUACUCACCGCGAUCAUAUUGCAUCGUGACUUUGGAAGAUAAUAAAUGAUACGUUCUUUUCUUUUGUAAAUUCUUGUGUCCCAUUUUCAAAUAAAAAGAUAUUUAAAUUAAAGAACACUUGAGAUCACUUGGCAUAUUUGUAAAAUGCCCCGAAAAUUAUUUUUUUCUCUUAAAAAUCAAUAAAUAACCGUCAAAUUAAUGUGACAAAAUCUUAAGUACAAAAGAAAACUGCAUCACGUUAAGAGCAGGUUCUAAUUUAAAUAGUCGAAAAUUUGAAAUUUCUUACGAAUUUUUUUCAAAGAAAUGAAUGAAGAUAUCGAUACAGUUUUGAUCAUACUAUUUAACAUUGUUUCAAGUAUAAAAAAGCUAUUUUUUAAAUUAACAUUUCGUUCAGGUUCUUAUGUUGGACACGAUGUCACUAUUAGAUGUCUCUAAUUAGUGGAGAAUAUUAUAUUUUCUUUAAUAAUCUAAAACAAAUAAGACAUGAAAAUUUAUAAACUAUAUUAAAUUUUCUGAAGGAUGAAUCUAAAUCCUUUGGAAAAUUUCCAAAAUUAGUAUUUUUCCGGGACAUUAAAAAAGAAAGAGAAAGAAAAAAUUACUUCGAAGUAACUUCGAAGCGCUGCCAUUUUGUUUCAAUUUCAAUUUUCUGCAUAUAACAAAAAAGUUCAUCUUCCAGUAAAUUGAAUAGUUUUUAAUUUUUCUUGCCCAUUCUCUGUAUUUCAUGUUAUACAAGUUGUAAUGUUGUCCAUAAUAAUAAAUACUAACAGCAUCGUUAAAAUUCUAUAUUAAUAUCUCUAUUCGUUUCUUUGAAAAGAAGUUCGUAAAAACUUAUUAUUCUUCGGCUAUUUAAAUCAGAACCUCCUCUUAAUUUAAUGGCUAUUUAUUUUGAGAUUCAAAGAAGGAGGAUAAUUUUCAAGUACCUCUCUUUCUCUCUUUCUCUUUCUCUCUCAAUGUAUCUUUUUAUUUCAAAAUGCUACGUAAGAAUUUUGAACAUGCAUUUUCUCGUUUCCGAUGUCAUCAGUCAAAAUAUCUGCGGCGAGUAUCCUAAUUUAUAUAUAUCCUCUACUGUGAUUCAUACAAGAGUAUGAAAAAUAAAUUUUUUGUGAAGUGAAUAUAUAUUUAAAAAAAAAAUAUCUGUGUGUAUCUGCAGUUUUGCAAAUAAAUCGUUUAUCGUUUAA